AUGAGGGCGCAUAGUGGGGACUGCUUAGUACCUUUCAUCUCAGGCUGGAGUAGUGGAGGUGGAGCGGCUGCAAAGCCAGCAGAUCAAGAUAAUUCAUGGGAAGUGCAUGCUAAGGUGCAGGACAAUUCCACUGAUUGGGGAGGCUGGAGCACUGAGAAGCCAACAGGCGAGGCAACUAUAUCUAGACAACCAGCUGAAAUGGAUACUUGGGCUGAUAAGGGUGCUAAAAUGGAUUCAAAUGCAUGUGAUGAUAAUUGGGAGAAGUCGUCUAGCACUCCUGAGGCAUCAAAUAAAAAUGACCCAUGGGGCAAAUCAAAAAAUACAUGGGACAAAAGAAAAGGAGUUGGAGGUGAUGGUGCCUGGGAGAAGAAGUCUGAUGAUGGCCAUGGCAAUUGGGAGCAUCCCAGCAACUGGAAUGGGCAGAGUUUGAAUGUAGAUCAGGACACGUGGGGAAAUGCCAGGUGCAAAAAGAAGGCAGAUGGUAACUGCCAAUGGGAGGAGGAGCCAAGCACUUACAAACGGAAGAAGACAAAUGCUGAUCAUGAUUCCUCCUAUAACAAUGUGAUGCCACCAUCAGGCAAUGCUUGGAAUGCUGGAGAUGGAAUUGGAAGACCAAAUGCCAAGUCAAAUGCAGGAUCCAGUCAAGCAAACAAAAUUAGUAUUAAACCGUGCAGUGUUGGGACUAUGGUAAGAGCCACAAGACAGUGA
Molecule: messenger RNA, 708 nt
Organism: Miscanthus lutarioriparius
Lineage: Eukaryota; Viridiplantae; Streptophyta; Magnoliopsida; Poales; Poaceae
Source: the annotation of a GenBank genome assembly